CCAGAGUGACGUCGCGCCUCGGGCAAGAUGGCGGCGCGCGGGCGCUGAGCGAUGGGUCCGUUGCCGCUGGGCCUGCGGCGCCUCCUGCUCCCGGGACCGGGGCUGGGGCUGGGCGCGGCCCCGCGCUGCGGCGGGAGCUCGGGGAGCGGCAAGGCGCCGCGCCGCACGCUGUAUGAGGUGCUGGACGUCCCGCCCACCGCCACGCCGGCUCAGAUCAAGGCGGCGUACUACCGGCAGUCCUUCCGCUUCCAUCCGGACCGCAACGCGGGCAGCGCGGCCGCCGCCGAGCGCUUUGCCGCCGUCAGCGAGGCCUACCGCGUGCUGGGCAGCGCCGCGCUGCGCCGCAAGUACGACCUCGGCGCCCUCAGCCGCGACGACGUGCGCGGCGCCCCCCGGCCCUCGAGCCGCGCUCCCGCCGCUCCGUCCCCCGCCCGCGCCGCCGCCGCCCGCCGCGGCCCCGUGCCGCCGCCCUUCGACUUCGACGCCUUCUACCGCGCGCACUACGGCGAGCAGCUGGAGCGGGAGCGGGCGCUGCGGGCGCGGCGGGAGCGGCUGCGCCUCUGCCGGGAAGAGGCCGCGGCCCAGGGCCGCCUACGGUUCCUGACGGACCUCACGGUUGGGCUGGUCUUCGUGCUGGGCUUCGCGAUGCUCUACGGCCUCAAGUAGCUGCGGGCCGGCGCGGUGCUGGCAGCCCUCUGGCUGUGUGGGACCUGUGUGGGGGCUCGGCAUUGCUUCUAUAGCUGUACGGCCCCACACUGCCACCACAUGCCUCGUUUGCCAGCAGACCCCACGCGAGGCGCCCGGCGGGGACACGGACCUUUGUGGCCCCUGACAUCUACUCCACUGGCACUGUGCUGUGACCCCGGUGGGAACCACAUCUCUGUUCUGCUGAGCCACGGUUUUACCUACAUGGUACUGCUGGCAGAGAGCGAAGCUUGCUGGAACACUGUGUUGCAACACCCGGAGUGCCAAGGACGACGUCUGCAGUACUUUGCGCUGUUUGCUGGGCUGGACUGUGCCAAAGCCGUGCUGUCCCCUCACUGCUGUGACGCAGGGUUGUGAUUUCUCCCAUUACAAACAAAAGCAAACACCUCGUGUUUUUCAGCGAUGGAGUUCUGUGAUUAGAGUUGUGAUACUGUUGAUACUGUGCUGAUACUCUGUGAUACUGAGCUGAGCCCGAGGCAGCGGCAGGGCAGAGUGCAGUGUACUGGUAGGUGGUACGUGCUGCUACAGGAGAGUCUCCUGUCUCUUCUGGAAAGAACUGUACCACUCUUAACUGCAGAGGCUGCUGUGUGUUUGGUCAAAUUCAGCGCAGGAAAAGAGAGCUUUCCAGGAUCCUCUGUUGUUGUGAUUAUAGUCCUGAAACAUUAGCAUGUGGAGAGCAGGGGGAGCCUGGCAUUCAAGGGCACUGGUUGUAGAGUGGAAGCGUCUAAAGCUGUUGCUCUGUGCCAGCACAGCCAUGCACUUCUGUGCAGUGAGCCUCAUCCCCUACUGCCCCCAGAGGCGACUUCGCAGGAAGAGCUUGGCCAGCAGCAAUUCUCUCACAGGCUGGAAGAGCUCUGCACAGCCAUGGAAGCAGCGGGUGCUACAAGGAGCAUCUCUUUGGUUCCUGGUGUAGUGAUUUGCCAGUUUUUAAGGCUGUCCUGCCAAACGCACAUUGUCUUUGGGUUGGUCCCUUCGUGUAUGGUGCUCGGGCUUCCAGGCAGGGAGUGGGUUGGGUGUAGUGCAGCAUGGAGCAGGAGGAGCUGAGCGCUGUGCUGCUGGCACUGCUCUGGUCCCUGGCACUGGACAGGGAAGCACUCCUGUGAGACGUCUGGCUCUCCUGAUCUGUGCUUGUGUCUGAAAUCAAGGCACUAAAGCUGGGCUCAUCAAUGUGCCUUACCGUGGUGGUGAGGGCAGUUCAUAUUGCUGGUUCUUCCUGUUCCUCUUCAGGUCUCCGUGACACAUCCUGAACAUUAAAAUUAUCCAUCCAUAAACUAA
This is a messenger RNA of Tympanuchus pallidicinctus (lesser prairie-chicken), 1980 nucleotides long. RefSeq names its product DnaJ heat shock protein family (Hsp40) member C30 (gene DNAJC30). The transcript is spliced from 2 exons. The coding region runs from base 52 to 666 and encodes 204 amino acids. The record is from RefSeq and is a predicted model, not a curated record. Lineage: Eukaryota; Metazoa; Chordata; Aves; Galliformes; Phasianidae.